Messenger RNA from Malassezia pachydermatis, 1398 nucleotides. Its product is annotated as mdj1-heat shock protein. Bases 1 to 1398 code for a protein of 465 amino acids. Gene Ontology annotation, molecular function: heat shock protein binding; ATP binding. The record is from RefSeq and is a predicted model, not a curated record. Gene Ontology annotation, cellular component: cytoplasm. Lineage: Eukaryota; Fungi; Basidiomycota; Malasseziomycetes; Malasseziales; Malasseziaceae. The transcript is spliced from 2 exons. Gene Ontology annotation, biological process: protein refolding; response to heat.
AUGCGGGUCUUGAAGGCACAAGCCUGGCAGGCCAAACCGGCGCCGUCGCGUGCUCUGGUGACCAUGUCGUCUGCGGCUUCUCGCCGUGGUCCCACGACUCACGGCAUGGUGCUGACGACCUCUCCGCACGUUCCUUCGUAUCAGCGCGCAUUCCAUGCCAGCAGGGCACAGCUUUCUACCCCGAAAGAUCCAUAUGCUACCCUCGGCGUGAAACGGGACGCAACAGCCAAGGAGAUCAAACAUGCUUACUAUCAGCUUGCCAAGAAGUUCCACCCUGACACCAGCAAGGAGCCAGGCGCGAAAGAGCGCUUUGUCGAGAUCCAGGCCGCUUACGACAUCCUUAGUGAUGAGAACAAGCGCGCUUCCUUCGACCAGUUUGGAUCUGCGGACGGUCCCAGCGCUGGUGGAUUUAACCCCUUCGGUGGUGCUGGUGCCUCGCCCUUUGGUGGCUUCCAUCCAGGCAGUGCCGAGAGCAUUUUCGAAUCUCUCUUUGGCGGUGCUUUUGGCGGUGGCCCGCGUGGCACUCGCACUGGCUUUGGGGGUGAAGUCCGUGGCGAAGAUAUCGAAGCUACGGUGAACAUCAGCUUCGAAGAAGCCUGCAAGGGCACGUCUCGCACUGUGACCAUCAACCCUAUCGACCGAUGCGGCACCUGUUCAGGCUCAGGCCUGAAGGAGAAUGCCAGGCGCUCGACGUGUCAGGUGUGUCGCGGUACAGGUACGCGUACCUUUGUCAUCCAGGGUGGAUUCCAAAUGGCCAGUACAUGUCCUGCUUGUAAUGGUACUGGAUCGACCAUUGCGGCGGGUGACGAAUGCUCGUCCUGCUCAGGGGCCGGUCGCGUCAAGUCGAAGCGCACUGUGUCCAUUAAUAUUCCGGCGGGUGUCGACGAUGGCUAUCGCAUUCGCCAAGAUGGUGCUGGUGAUGUGCCCCUCACAGGUGCUGGACCACCUGGCUCUCUCUUUGUUCGCAUUCACGUCUUGCCGAGCAAGACAUGGCGUCGUCAAGGCACCAACCUAUUCUACCCAGCGCAUAUUCCGUUCUACACGGCUGUUCUUGGUGGCCGUGUGCGCGUGCCUACGUUGGACGGUGAUGUGGACAUCCGUGUCCCAGCUGGCACGCAAGCUGGUGAUGAAAUGAUCCUUCAAGGCCGUGGCGUGCCUCGCCUUAGCGGUCGCAAGAACUACGAUAACAACGGUGAUCUCAUGGUCCAGUUUGAUGUCACGAUACCAAGGUCCCUUACCAAGCGACAAAAGGAGCUGUUGCAGGCUUUCGUGGAUGAGUACGAGGGCCGUACACCAAGCGAUACAAGCAACACAUCUAAGCCAGCAUCCCCUGAGCCAAAUACCGACACGAAGGCCAACGAAUCUCAAGCUGAACAAAAGCAUGAUGGUGAGUCUUAA